This is a messenger RNA of Cyprinus carpio (common carp), 2371 nucleotides long. Its product is annotated as GDP-L-fucose synthase-like. NCBI's taxonomy places the organism in Eukaryota, Metazoa, Chordata, Actinopteri, Cypriniformes, Cyprinidae. Gene Ontology annotation, molecular function: GDP-L-fucose synthase activity. Gene Ontology annotation, biological process: nucleotide-sugar biosynthetic process. The coding region runs from base 245 to 1213 and encodes 322 amino acids. The transcript is spliced from 10 exons. The record is from RefSeq and is a predicted model, not a curated record.
UACGUCUAUACCGCUAUUUGAACAUAGGAAGCAAUACAUGGGACAGCGCAUGUCGGGUUGUAUUCCUGAUUAGAAAUAUGUUAUUUAAAUUAACUUAGCAAACAGUUAUUGGCAUUUCGGUAUUCCCACAUGCAAGCAGAUAGGAGUUGAUUUUGCAUGAGCAAAACAUGCGAUGAAAAUAUGGCCACCGAGUGACCUGAGUUCACAAGAAACGGACUUUAACUGCAGUGACACCAGAGAGUAGAUGGACGGUUCAGUCGGGCCGAUGCGAGUGUUGGUGACGGGCGGCAGUGGGCUGGUGGGGCGAGCGAUAGAACGGGUGGUGAAAAUGGAGAGCGGAGCGAGAGAGGGAGAAGAAUGGAUAUUCCUGUCUUCCAAAGAGGCCAAUCUUCUGAGCGCUGAAGAGACGAGAGCAGCCUUCGAGAAACAUCGUCCGACGCACGUCAUUCAUUUAGCUGCAAUGGUGGGCGGGCUCUUCAGAAACAUGAGACAGAACCUGGACUUCUGGAGGAAUAAUGUGCACAUCAAUGACAACGUGCUGCAGGCGGCUCAUGAGUUCGGCGUGGUGAAGGUCGUUUCGUGUCUUUCCACGUGUAUCUUUCCAGAUAAAACCACCUACCCUAUAGAUGAGACCAUGAUUCACAACGGUCCGCCUCAUGAGUCUAAUUUUGGUUAUGCUUACGCCAAACGCAUGAUUGAUGUCCAGAACCGGGCGUAUUUUCAGCAGUAUGGUGUGCAAUACACAGCCGUCAUCCCCACAAAUGUAUUUGGACCCCAUGAUAACUUCAACAUUGAGGACGGACACGUCCUGCCGGGGUUGAUCCACAAGACGUACCUGGCCAAGAAGGAAGGUAAACCUCUGCAGGUCUGGGGCUCGGGUCGCGCUCUGCGGCAGUUCAUCUAUUCUCUGGAUCUGGCUCGUCUGUUUCUGUGGGUUCUGAGGGAGUACGACGAGGUGGAGCCCAUCAUUCUGUCAGUGGGAGAGGAGGAUGAGUUGUCCAUAAAGUUUGCUGCGGAUGCCGUGGUGGAAGCGUUGGGGUUCAAAGGUGACGUGAUUUAUGACACUAGUAAAGCAGACGGUCAGUUCAAGAAAACCGCCAGUAACGCCAAACUACGCAAAUACCUGCCAGACUUCAAGUUCACGCCGUUCAAACAAGCCAUCAAGGAGACGUGUGAUUGGUUUGUGGCCAAUUAUGACUCCGCCCGUAAAUGAAGAUCUUCACAUCUGAUUGGCUGUGUGGAGCUUGAACACUGUUCGAAGCGGGAAACCGAACUUGAACACUUGAUCAUUUUUACAAAGACAAACUCAUGGAACACUGCCGUCUAAGCCCUCUUUUCAUGUUUAUUUAAAGUUUUUUUUUUUAAAUAUAUUCAUUUUUACAGGAAUGCAAUUACUAAAUCUGCACAAUGCUGCGUUUUCAAAUGCAUUUAUUAGAUGCAUAAACUUCUUCAGACAGCGCCAUCUAGCAGCUACGUGCGGGAACAUCCAUAGUAUCUCAACCAAGGUUUAAAAUUAAGACCCGAAAAUAAAACAAAACCCUGCGUUGGUAAGUAUUUGAAAUUUUUAAUUUUGACAAUGCAUGGAUGUAAGAACUUAGUAAGUAGUGCUGUUAUGAAAUCGCAAAAGCUGCGACUUCCGGUUCAUUAGCCGCUGUAGGGAAAUAACGAGACAGUAAAACUGUUUGCAUUACAAACCAGUGUGUUCAUAAUUAAGAUAAUACAUUAAAAUAAUAUGAAGACUCGUCAGUUUGCAAUAACAGGCAGCAAAACGAGCUGCUUUGUACAGCUAAAAAUAGCUGGAAGCGGAUGACCCCGGAAGCCAGACGCAUUAAAUUUAGAUAUAAGGUGGAUAUAAAUCUGUUGUCAGCAAAACGCUGCUUCGCGAAGCAUGUAUUGAACCUGCCAAGUCACGUGGUUUCAGCAAACGAGGCUUCGUGACGUCAUACUGUUUCAAGCUUUGGUUUCGAAACAUUACCCAGAUAGCACAGGUACAUCUGUGAGAUGUCUGUUAAAGAUCGCUUCAUCUGGAAGGCAUCUGCAGUGCACACACAUCUGAUAGACGUCUUUAAGAUGUCAGUUUUACAACAUUUUCUGAACAUCUAUUUGACAACUGAUAGGAAACGUCCUAUUGACGUUUUAUAGACGUCUCUGUGAUGUACGUGUGCUAUCAGGGUACACGCUGCUAGAUGGUGAUCUCCUGAACCAAUGAAGGAGUUUCUAAUAGUUGACUUUGGGUCAGUUUUAUGAUGUAGAUUCAUUUCUAGUUCAUUUAAUCAAUUGUGCGUGUGUAUAAGGCGAAAAGGAAAAUGAUGCUUAAUCGUUUCUAAUAAUUAAUAACACAAAUUAAUAAACAGAUUUUACAGAACCUUCA